AUGCUCGUUUUUUUAAGCGAAGGAGAGCCUAGUGAAUAAACAGAUUAAUUUCUUAAUUAGGAUCCAGACCUCGCUUUAUCUAAGAAAGGAGAGGAGCAAGCAAAAUAAACAGGUUAGGCAUUAAAAUAGAUCAUAAAUGAACACAUCAACUCCCAAAAAUUAAAUCCUAAAGAAUUGGUCUUUGUAUUUAUGUCAUCGCAACACAUAAGAUGUAUACAAACUCUAGCAAUUGUUAUGUAGUACUUACCUGCUGAAAACAAAAUAAUAUACAUUUAAAAUUAAUUAAGUGAUCUUUAAUUACCUAAUCUCUACAAACAGGAACCUUUGAAAGAACACUUUUAAAUUAAUUACGAUAAAAAGAUACUAGGUUAAUUUGAUAAACUAUAUGGAGUAGAGAUUAGGAAAUAAAAUUAUAUAAAAGGCAUAAAUGUUGAAUUAAAAUAUCCAGAGGAUUAAGUAUACUGCAGAGCUAGAGUAGGAUCAUUUUUAAUUUAAAUAUAAAAGUAUGUCAAUGGAUUUACAAAUAAAAAUCAUCAUAUCUAUAUUUGCGCAACUCAUCUUGGAGUUUAAGAGAUUUUAUUAGAUCAUUAUGACGGAAAAUGCAAGAAUAUUGACUAUUGUUCUUUAACAACUAUCUGUUUCCCUGAAAACUGGCAAAAUCCUAAAUUGACCCUUAAAGCUAAGACAUUUUGGAAAUGA
Paramecium octaurelia is the source of this 699-nucleotide messenger RNA. The record is from the annotation of a GenBank genome assembly. Lineage: Eukaryota; Ciliophora; Oligohymenophorea; Peniculida; Parameciidae.